Messenger RNA from Lineus longissimus, 3602 nucleotides. Its product is annotated as nuclear pore complex protein Nup133-like. Gene Ontology annotation, cellular component: nuclear pore outer ring. The record is from RefSeq and is a predicted model, not a curated record. Lineage: Eukaryota; Metazoa; Nemertea; Pilidiophora; Heteronemertea; Lineidae. The coding region runs from base 18 to 3431 and encodes 1137 amino acids. The transcript is spliced from 25 exons. Gene Ontology annotation, molecular function: protein binding; structural constituent of nuclear pore. Gene Ontology annotation, biological process: transcription-dependent tethering of RNA polymerase II gene DNA at nuclear periphery; protein import into nucleus; poly(A)+ mRNA export from nucleus.
UUUCAAAAAUCUUUAAAAUGGAAGGAAAUGUAUUCAAAAGCGGCACUAAGAGAGCCAAAUUUUCCUCAUUUACCAGCCCUGCUAAUACCAGCAGAAGGUCUGGUGUGAACUUGUUUGGUUCAAAGAGUAGAUCGUCUCUUGCAAACAGGAGUGUUUCCUUCAACAGAUCUGCACAAUCAUCCUUCAUUCUAGAAGAGACAGCACAACACUGUGUGGAGAGUUUUGGAACUUCCCUACCAGUUCUAAUCAGAGAAGCCCUUACACUUGCUGAUAGAAAUGCCCAGAUUAGUGUCUCUAUUGACUCGGCAGAGUGGGCUUGGUUGGUAUGUGGAAGACGCCUGUUUGUCUGGAGGUACAGGUCUAAUCAGUAUGGAAAGGCUACCCAGUGCAAGGAACUCACACUGCCAGCAAGUGACUUGAAUCACACAGCUAAGCUUGUGACUGUACUACAAAGUCCUUAUGACCAGCAUGUCACAGCCUGUGUUGCAGUUUCACCCGAGGGCAUCAUCCGUUACUGGCCAAGCAUCUCACAUGAGGGUUCAUUCGUUGAGAUCAGUGCUGAUUUGAAGGGCGAGGAAUGUGCUAGCCUGAUCAACCUCCAGCCAUGUGGUUGUAUCGCUGCCACGACAACAAGCACACUCAUUCAUCUUAGUCCAGCUACAAGCCAGAGCUCAAUAACUUGUCGUGUUCUCACACCUGGACAAAGUACCCUGGCUGGUUUUGGAAGAAGGAUGUCUUCAUUCAUUUUUGGAACAGCGUCAGCUCAGGCAAUUGGAGCACCAUUGCAUCAGCUCCUCCCUGGAGAGACUAUCGAUGGAGUCAGACGCACUUUCUAUGUCCUGUCGGGCAACUUCCUUCAGAAGUGGCUCAUUGAUGACAGACUCCAUGAAAAGAUGCUCUACCAGUGCGAAGUUGAGAAGCAUAUGAGAGAUUCCAUCGCGACCAGUCUCUGGAUGACAGAUGCAGCACACCUGCCUGAUCUGCGGUUCUGGGUGAUGGACAUGCAGCCCAUCAAUGGUGGUCUUGCAGUGCUAGGAGCAGUCAUGAAUAGGGCAGCCUCUAAUGAAUUACACUAUGUUAUAGCCUCCAUCCUGACUGAGGGAGAUGAAAUGCCUGAGGAAGUUCAAAACUGUGUGGACAUUGGAUACUCGGCAACAUAUCACGAGGAGCAGGAACAGGAGUUAUUAGGCUACCAGCUGUUAGUACCUGAACUGGACAGCACCGUAGCUUUCUUCUACAAUGCAACACAUACAGUGGCAGUUUCAGUGUAUUCCUCUACUCGACCAGCCGACAAGGUGGACUUUCUGUCAGCUGAUGAUCGUCUCCUUGGGGCGGGCAGCUUCAAUGGCCAGGUCGUCUUUUUCUCCAGCAAGCAUGGACUUGUGGCGGUCAAACUGCAGCAAGAUGUCAGUAUGAUGGAAGAAAGUACUGUUGCCCCUGAACCAUCAAGAGCAGAGACGUCAGCCAUUGGUAACUUGAUGAAAGUGGAUGAGUUGAGUCAAAGUGAAGACUCUGUGUCGAGACUGAAGGCAGCCAUCGUCCUGUCAUUUCAAAACAAAAAGCAAGAAGCUCUCAAUAUCCUCCAAGAGACAUUCCCAAUAUCCAUCCCUGCCGGCCACAACUCCAUUGUUGACAUCUCGAUUGUCCAGAUGAGCCAGGAUAUGAUUGAUGAUUUCCCUGUUGCUGAUCCACGAUGGGCCGAGGCCAUUCCAGAUGAUUCGACGUCCAGCACCAACUCACUGAUUAUCCAGCACCAACUUCAAGACAAACUCAAAGCACAUGAGUGUCUUCUCACAUUCCUGAAGGACACAGGAUUGUGGAAUAGGAUGAGUUCAGUGACUGUGAGAGAGAAGCCCAUGAGCACUGAGAAACUCCUCUGUGAGCACGCUGAGAAGAUAGUCGCCUCGGUUGCUCUCAGGAACAUGCACAACACGCAUUCUCAUGUUGUUGAUGCCGUCAUACGAAGAGUUUUACACACAAGAGCUGCCGGGGCUGCUUCAUCAGAUCUGACGCCACAAGACCUCUUCUACAGACUGGUGUCACAUAUUGAUGAGUUCCUGCAGUGUUUGAUUGAUUAUGAAGAAGAAAUGCUGGCAAGUGAGAUCUCAUUGAAGGAACUUGUGCACCUAAUCAACUCAUGCAACACACUACUCAUUACAUUGCUGCAAGAUGCCCUCGAUUACAGAAAGAAUCGAUCCUACUCGUAUGCUGCCUUAGAGAGUCCAUUGAAGCAGUACCCAGAUUUCCUCCCCUGGACAUCAUCAUUGGGGACAAGGGGCAUGAGAAGCAUCAUCAAGAAACAGUUCAACAUGACCACUGAUAAAGGCUUACUCGAGGAGCAGGACCCUCAGGUGAGGAGUACAUUCUUCCAACAACAGAUGCAGCUGGCUGACCUUCAACUGGCCGGCUAUCUUCAGCAGCUGGAUUCGAUCAGGAAUCAGGAUGGACUACCACAUUAUGGCGAGCUGGAGAGGAAGUUAGAACAGGAGACACAGAAUAUGAUCAUGCCAUUUAUGCAUCUGGAGCAGUAUGAGCGCGCCGCCUCGUUAGCCGAGAAAUACCACGAGUUUGGUAUCUUGAUGCGGAUCUGUGAGGACACAGAUAACGAUGAUCGCCUCAAGAGAUACAUGACCCAGUUUGCGGAGGAGGGGUUCACAGAGUUUGCCCUCCGCUGGUACAUGGAGGAAGGAAAGAGAGGCAAGGUCCUUAAGUUACCCCUGUCGGAGCACGCCAACCUUGGACUGUUCUUCAGCUUGGAGGAGAACAAGUACAUGAGUUGGAUCUAUGAUGUACAGUUUGGUAAUCUCGCCAAGGCACAUGAAACACUCAAAGAACUAGCUUUGGUGGAACAGAAGUCACUUGGCAAAAAAAAGACCUUAUUGAGUUUGAGCAAGCUAGCAGCCCUUGGGUCUCACGACAGUCAUGCACUUGAACCUAGUGUUGAGGAAAUUAACGACCAGCAGUAUUUGGUCCUGAAUCAAGAGACACUGCCUGAUGGAGUUCUUGAUGCCAUUGGAAUGGACCCUACGAAUAUGAAUGUCAUGACAGCACAAGAGAUUAUUGCUUUCUACUGCAGUGAGUACAACGACACAGCCACAGAACAUGACUUCAAGAAGGCUCUCGACCUCCUGCCUCUGGUCGAUCAGGAGGAACACGAAGUGGAAGAACUGAAGAUUCAGAUCUGGUGCCAGGCAAUCAAGAGAGAUGACUGGUCAUCCAUAGGAACUGAUGAUCCGUUGGAAACGAACAGAGACACAGUUUUCUUCAAAACAGUAGAGUUGGUUUACACUGAAGGGCUUGAUCUUCACCAGUUUCUGCCAAACGUGGACCGGUUGUUAGAAUCGGAGGAGCUUGGAGACUUACGGCACAACAAGACAUUCCAGUUCUUGGUGCGAGCGGGCUAUGAACAUAUUAUGAGAAUUGUGGGAUGAUUGCCUUAGUGAGAGCUCUUGGAUUCAUUGAGCAGAUGUGACGCUGUCUUGGGUCAACCGGGUAUCAAACUGACCGAGACAGUGAGAUUUUGCUUUAAUUCAGGAUGCUUCAUCCUGUUCACUGCCCAUAUUUGUACUUUUGAUAAUGUAUCUUUGUGAAGAAUGUAAAUA